AUGAAGAGCUGCUGGUUGCUGGAGGACCUACUGGCAGAGAAGAGGAGUAGGGAAGCUGUUGCUGCAGCUGCCUUGGAGGAUCUUGCCGAAGUAGGGAUAAAGUGGAACUCUCCGGUGCUGGCAGCAAGUGGAUGGUGCGUGGGCUGGUGGCUCGCGGCAGAGGAUGAAGCUAGAGCUGUGGCCUCGGAAUGGAGCCCAAGGAUGGGAAGUGGUUCCGAGGAGACUGCGAGUGAUGAGUCUCAUUCUGUGCCUCGAUGUUUGAUGAGGCAGGUAUUACGGGAGAUCGGAAGGAGUGUGAGGAGGCGGGAUGGCGGGAUUGUGAUUUAUAACGAUGCGUCUCUGAAAGUUCUGGGAUGUGUGCUUAUGCAGCAAGGAUGGCUUUCUAGUCUCUCUUCUAUUGUUUCUCUUGAUUUGAGUUAUAACCGAAUUCCUGGUUUGCUUCCUGCCCUUCUACGAAACCUAACUACUCUUCGGUUCCUUAAUCUUGCUUAUAACCAAUUCAACUCUGCAAUACCAAAGUGGUUGUAUGACAUGACCAGCCUCCAAAUUCUUGAUCUUAAAUACAACAAUUUUCAAGGAUCAAUUUCAGGUGCUUUUGCCAACCUUACAUCACUCACAGAACUUCAGUUGUCUUCCAAUUACUUUGAAGGACGGAUUCCAAGAUCCUUGGGAAAUCUUUGCAAUUUAAGAAUUUUAGGUUUGUCAUUGAACCAACUCAGUGGAGAUAUUUCUGAAUUUUUUGGAGAUCAUUCAUCUAUUUCGUGCAUCAAGGAAAUGCUAGAGUCCUUGAAUUUUGGGUUGAAUCACCUGUCAGGCCAAUUACCCAAUCAUUUGGGAGAAUUUAAAAGUUUGACCAUUCUUGAUAUUUUCUCCAACUCCAUUUCAGGGCCAAUUCCUGUGUCUAUAGGGAAAUUAUCAUCCUUGAGGAGGUUAGAUAUUUCUUCCAAUCUUUUCAAUGGGAGUAUUCCAGAAACUCUUGGAAGUCUCUCCAAAUUAGAAGGAGUGUUUAUCUCUAACAAUUCCUUUGAAGACAUUGUUUCAGAAGUUCACUUUGCAAAUCUGACAAGACUAAAGUAUUUUGUAGCUGAUUCAAACCAGCUAACCUUGAAAAUAAGCCACAAUUGGAUUCCUCCAUUUCAACUCCGUGAAAUAUCUAUGAGCUCAAGUGAUGGGGGACCUCAAUUAUUUCCUGCAUGGCUUCAAACAUAG
Molecule: messenger RNA, 1209 nt
Organism: Malania oleifera
Lineage: Eukaryota; Viridiplantae; Streptophyta; Magnoliopsida; Santalales; Ximeniaceae
Product: receptor-like protein 34
Exons: 5
Coding region: 1-1209 (402 amino acids)
Molecular function (GO): protein binding
Source: RefSeq, a predicted model, not a curated record